Messenger RNA from Micropterus dolomieu (smallmouth bass), 752 nucleotides. Its product is annotated as histone H4. The record is from RefSeq and is a predicted model, not a curated record. Gene Ontology annotation, molecular function: DNA binding; structural constituent of chromatin; protein heterodimerization activity. Gene Ontology annotation, biological process: nucleosome assembly. The coding region runs from base 1 to 312 and encodes 103 amino acids. NCBI's taxonomy places the organism in Eukaryota, Metazoa, Chordata, Actinopteri, Centrarchiformes, Centrarchidae. Gene Ontology annotation, cellular component: nucleosome. The transcript has a single exon.
AUGAGCGGCCGCGGAAAAGGAGGAAAGGGACUCGGCAAAGGAGGCGCCAAGAGGCACCGCAAAGUGCUCCGCGAUAACAUCCAGGGCAUCACCAAGCCCGCCAUCCGCCGUCUGGCUCGCCGCGGCGGAGUCAAGCGGAUCUCCGGUCUGAUCUACGAGGAGACCCGCGGGGUGCUCAAGGUCUUCCUGGAGAACGUGAUCCGCGACGCCGUCACCUACACCGAGCACGCCAAGAGGAAGACCGUCACCGCCAUGGACGUGGUGUACGCUCUGAAGAGGCAGGGCCGCACCCUGUACGGCUUCGGAGGCUAAACCCGAUCCUCUAACAACACAACAACCCAAAGGCUCUUUUAAGAGCCACCCAACUACCUCAAAGAGCUCAUUCUUCAUAUUACAGACUGUAAAGUUCUUAAAUAUACAUAUCGUGCUAUGUAAUAAAUGGCCACUGACUAACAUGCAUCUACAAUCUAAAACUAACAAAUAUUUAAAGUCCCCACUAAAGGUGAGAACCAGUGAUUUGCAAUGCCACUCAAUUUCCAUACAACUGACUACAAAGUAAUCCCCAGGCUGGUAUUACCGAUACUAAUAACUUACAUAUUUUAUUUCUAGUUUAAUGUGACCUCCUGUUUCUGUCUCUGAGAGAAAUAAGGAGCAGCCUGUAGCCUUACCAAUUCAAAAUGAUAGCUGCAUAAGACAUAAAACUGUCAUUCUUUAAUUAGAUCUGCAUGAAAAUAAAAUAUUACUAUAAAUUA